AUGGAAUUAGAAUUGAGAUUUUCAAAAUCCGAUAGGUCCUCCAAUUGGGGGUUUCGAAUGGUGGGAGGCGCCGAUUUCCAACAACCGUUGAUUAUUGUCAAGGUUGACGAGGAGAGUUUGUCCGAGAAAAUAGGUUUAAAAGAAGGUGAUGUUAUCAGAAAAAUUAAUGAUACUGAUACUGCAACUUUAACGCAUUCCGAAGCGCAUGAUUUAAUUACCCUAGCUGGAUUACACUUUACCUUAACAGUAGAGAGAGGCGCUUCUAUACCACCAAAUAUACUGCAAAUCGAAGAUAGGAAUAUUGAAGUUAGGGAUGUGCAAGUGUUCGUGAACGAAGAAGUUAUUGAAAAAGCGGAAGAUUUAGCCGAAAUAUUAGGCAAGGAAAUUUUUGUCGAUUUUGGCCAGCAUAAGGCCUUACUCAGCAAGAAGAGUGAAAAGAAAAUGGUACAUUCGAAUUCUACGCAGACAUACAUACCGACAGAAGAUAAAGUAAAGCAAAAAAAAUGGUCCACUUUUCUACAGAAACCAAACAGAGCCGAACGGAAACCAAAAAAAACCGAAGAAGAAGUAAGAAACGAGGCGGAACCAUAUAAAAUCGUCAUCAAAAAACAAUCUAGAAGAAAACCACAACCCAAGGAAAAACGAGUGCAAUUUGACCAGAACAUCGUCGAAGUCGACAUCGAAUCCCUGUCUUCGAGGAAUCCAGAUUCUCCCGAAUUGCUCGUUUCUCCAGAGCCGUACAACGUAGAUUGCGAACAAGAACCCGAUUCAUUAGACGACAAUAGCUACCAGCAAGACGAUGAUAACCAAUAUCAAACUGAGGACAUCGAAGGAUACGGUGGUAAUGACAACGAAACCAAUUUCGAUAAUCAACUCACAGAGGAUCCACUGGAUAUUAAAAUUAAAUCUAUAAAUGAAAUUAUAAUCGACGACCCAAACACUGAAAGCACCUUAACAUUGGCUGAACAACUGAGAUCCUUGCAGAAGCAGCUGGAAAUGUUAUCACAACUUCCUUCAGAGGUCCAAACAACUCUGGAUUCCGUGUCCAAACAACUGGCUAGUAUUGUUAGUAAUCCAGAAGAAACAGAAGAUGACAAUCAAGAUGAAGCAAAAGAAGAGAACAGAGAAGAUGUUUCAAAUUCAUCGAGAGCGCAAGCAGAAGGAAUAGAGGAGGGCGAUGAUUCGAUUAUAGGGGAUGAUUUAGAGGACGAUUCGAUGGUCGAUGAAGAAUUACAAGCCGUUUUGGAUCGAGCUAAAUUAGAAGACGAUGAAGAAGAAGAAAGGGAAACGAAAGAAAUUAUGGAAAAUAUUAACGCUAUAGAGGAGGAAGAACUCAAGCGGAAACAAGAAGAAGAAGAAGAACUGUUGGCUAAAAAAGAAAAGGAUAUGGAGGGCCCGCCGAAGCCGAAUUUCCGGCCCAUCGUCCUUCCGGGCGGCAGGAAAUGGAUCGAUCCCGACGACGUGGUGCCCAAAAGACGGGCGAAACUCACCGACGAGAAGAUCAUGGAACUGUUAGAGGAUAAAAUGGAAGUGAUAGCGGGCAAACGAAAAGGGAUAAACUUCAUGAAGAAUACGCCUCCUCCGAAGAGUCUUGACCAUCUCCAGAGAUCAGAAGUUUACCGCUUAAUCCACGGAAUGGAACCGUCUACUAGGGGAAUCACCAGCAGACCAGAGAAAAUAUUACCGGAGCAAGACUAUUAUGAGGCAUCCAAACAAAAUUCGUACUGACUUAGCUAAAUGUUUGUUCUCGAUUUAAUCUUGUAAAAGUGCA
Phyllotreta striolata is the source of this 1771-nucleotide messenger RNA. The record is from the annotation of a GenBank genome assembly. Lineage: Eukaryota; Metazoa; Arthropoda; Insecta; Coleoptera; Chrysomelidae.